Messenger RNA from Pan troglodytes (chimpanzee), 963 nucleotides. RefSeq names its product large ribosomal subunit protein eL19. Gene Ontology annotation, biological process: translation. Gene Ontology annotation, molecular function: structural constituent of ribosome; RNA binding. Gene Ontology annotation, cellular component: ribosome; cytosolic large ribosomal subunit. The record is from RefSeq and is a predicted model, not a curated record. NCBI's taxonomy places the organism in Eukaryota, Metazoa, Chordata, Mammalia, Primates, Hominidae.
AUGAGGCUAUUCAGGCUUCGGAAGAGGCUCGCCACGAGCCUCCACUGUAGCAAGAAGGUCUGGCUGGACCCCAGUGAGACCAGUGAAAUCGUCAACGCCAACUCCCAUCAGCAGAUCCGGAGGCUGAUCAAAGUUGGGCUGAUCAUCCACAAGCCUGUGACUGUCCAUUCCCAGGCUGGAUGCCAGAAAAGCACCUUAGCCCACCAGAAGGGCAGGCACAUGGGCACAGGUUAGCGCAAGGGUACAGCCAAUUUCCAAAUGCCAGAGAAGGUCACUUGGAUGAGGAGAAUGAGGAUUCUGCACUGGUUGUUUGGAAGAUACCGUGAAUCUAAGAAGACUGAUCACCACAUGUAUCACAGCCUGUACCUGAAGGUGCAGGGGAAUAUGUUCACAAACAAGCAUAUUCUCAUGGAACACAACCACAAGCUGAAGGCAGACAAGGCCCACAAGAAGUUCCUGGCUGACCAGGCUGCCCGCAGCUCUAAGACCAAUAAAGCACGCAAGCUCCGUGAACAGCGCCUCCAGGCCAAAAAGAAGGAGAUCAUCAAGACUUUGUCCAAGGAAGAAGAGACAAGAAAAAAAGCUUCCCCUUUUUCUGUUGGCAGUUGUCGAAGCAUGACUUUGAAGCCAGAUCUUAGCGUGUCUUUGUUGUCGGGUUAUCAGUUUGAGGUUGGGCUAAAUUUCAUUUCUGCAGUUUCUAACAGUGCAAGGAAAGACCUGCUUCCUUUUGAUACAAAAGGUGCAAAGCGACUUUUAUUCUGUUCUUCCGAAUGCUUUGUUCGCUACAUUUCCCCUGCCUCAUACCCGAGCUUUUUCCCGCUGAGCUUCAUGCACAAGGACCUUCCAUUUGAUCUUCAUGGUUCUUCCAGAAUCAGAGAAGCUUCAGAGGCAUUGUCUAACGAGAAGCAGAAGGCUUUUAGAGGCUGUCUUCAAGACCCAUGCCUGGAUGUUUUCCCCAAAUAA